CGGGUGGGGCCGGCAGGUGAGUCACGUCUCCCGCUCGCGGAGGCCGAAGGUGGAGCCGGGCCUUUUGUUCGGGGCCCGCCGGCCGAAGAGGAAGGGACGAAGGGCGGCAGCGGGAGGAGCAGGUAUCGGAGCGCCGCCGAGCCGGGACAGGUGGCCGGUAGAGGCGCUUCUGCAACGGAGCUGAGCCGGCGCCCGUCCCGGCGGGGAUGGGCUGAGUUCCGCACGGCCCCCAUGUGUCGCCUGGGUAUGAUUGACACCAGCAGCUCCCAGAAACUCUUGAUGAAAACAGGACUCAUCCUGAUUGUCAUUGGUCACCUGAACUUCAUUUCGGGAGCCCUGGUCAAUGGGACAGUCUUGCGCCACAUUGCCAACCCCCAAGAUACCAUUUCGUUGCAGUAUGCUAUUUCUAACAUCAUUUCAGCCAUCUCGGCCAUCUUGGGAUGGGCUGUUUUCUCCCUCAGCAUCAGCAGCAGCUUCCUCUCGCUCUUCUGCCUGGUGGGGCUGGCGGUGGCCAUUGGCCUGACCUUUGCCAACAAGGGCCAUGCCCUUCUGUCCAUGUGCACCUUUGCUGACAUGGAGGUCAUUCAGAUUGCCCACGAGUGCCCCUUCGACCCCACACGGAUCUAUAGUUCUGCCCUGGUCCUCUGGGGUCUCUCCUUUCUCUUGGACUCCGUGGAGAUCAUCUUCAGCAUCCGUUGCUUUCUUAUCACUCUUACGAUCCUGAACUUGAAGCUUUGUCGCAAGGGGAAGCGCAAGAAAAAGAUCUCGCUGACAUUCGUCACCACCGAGACCAGCGACUCCUGCGAGGGACGGGAUCUGCUGAGGAUGGAGCGCUUGGGUGUUGAGCAGCUGUAGAGGCCAAACGUGUCACUCAGGAGAGCCUGGCAGGCAAAACCCUCACAGACUCUUCUGUGGCACUUUUCUGACUGUCCCUGUUCAGUGUCACCAUCUGAUUUCACUGACUGCUGGGUGGGCUGGAGCCUGCCGGGAGAAAGGGCUUUCUCCCAAGCAAUGAACAGUCUUGUGUUUGUGCAUUUCUCCCGCUCAUCCUCUGGAUGAUGUUUCUAGCUUUGACUUCUCAAACAAGACUGUGAGUUCUUCCUUUUUUAUUCUGAUGCACACAUGCGCAUACCCUCAUGCGUGCCUCUCCUAGGUGGGCAGGCCGGAGGCUGCAGCAUUGACUGGAACAUCUGGAUGGAACCCUGGUGUUCUCUUCGGGGGGGCCAAUGAUGUUCUGGGUCGUUCUCAGGAGCAAAGUCACCCAGAGUGAUGGGAGCCUGAUGGCCAGGGAAGAGGCCCUAGCAGGACCACUCAAGAGAGAACGGACCACUCGGGGCCAACUGGGGUUUUCUCUGACAUGUUGCUUUCAGAAAGUUUGUAUAGUGUUAUCACAGCUUAAACAGGGACUAAAAACUAUAGUUUCCAUUGAAAACUAUGGAAAAUGGCCUUUAGAUGAUGGGUUUGUUGACAAAACUGCAAAUCCACCCUCACUUUGCUUAUCUCUGUAAAUAUGCAAAUCUACUGAAAUAAUGGAUUGGGGGGGCAAUGGAUCAAUCCGCUGCAAAGGAGGCAGACUGGGGAAACCUCGUGUGGUGUCCUGGUGAAGGGAGAUGCCAGCCCAGUUUCAGCCCGAGGCUCCCUGGGAGGAGGUGGGGGAACCUUGGUCCAGCUGUAUACUCUCAGCCAACCUACCUCACAGGGUUGUUGUGGGGAAUGCCAGGAGGAUGGAGUACUGUUUUCUGUCUUAAAUUCUUGGACCAAAGAUGAAUAAAAAUCUAACUAAUUAAUUAAAAGAA
Pantherophis guttatus is the source of this 1796-nucleotide messenger RNA. It is a transcript of the gene TMEM54, whose product is annotated as transmembrane protein 54. The record is from RefSeq and is a predicted model, not a curated record. NCBI's taxonomy places the organism in Eukaryota, Metazoa, Chordata, Lepidosauria, Squamata, Colubridae.